AUGAAAAAAAAUCGUAAAUUAGUUGAACAUGCAAAAAAUCUUUCUUCAUCUGAUCUUUAUAAUUUUAUUCUUCAUUCAAAUAAAUCUAUACAAAAUAAUUAUCAAAUUAAAAUAUAUUAUGCUACAGAAUUAUCAAAUGAAUAUCAAAAACAAAUUAUAGAAUUAUUUGAAAUGAAUAUGAAAACAUUUUAUGAACAAUCAAAUGAUGGUUAUAAUAUUGAUGAAAAACAAAAAGAAUUAUUUUCUAAUCAAUCACGAUAUUUACUUAUUUUAUUUUCAAAUCAUUUAUUAGCAUUUGCACAUUUUCGUUUUGAUAUUGAUUAUGGUAAUCGUGUUUUAUAUUUAUAUGAAUUACAAGUAAAUAAAAAUUAUCAAGGACAAGGUCUUGGUCUAUGGAUAGUAGAACAAAUGAAAAUAUUUUGUCAAAGAACACAAAUGUUAAAAAUUGUAUUAACUGUUCAUAAAAUUAAUAAGAAAGCAAUUGAUUUUUAUAUAAAAAAAUGUCAAUUUGAAAUUGAUAUUACUGAUCCGAGUGAUGAACCUGUUGAUUAUGUUAUUCUUUCUUUUACUGUAUAA
Molecule: messenger RNA, 576 nt
Organism: Rotaria sp. Silwood1
Lineage: Eukaryota; Metazoa; Rotifera; Eurotatoria; Philodinida; Philodinidae
Source: the annotation of a GenBank genome assembly